Paramecium tetraurelia is the source of this 324-nucleotide messenger RNA. RefSeq lists its product as uncharacterized. Lineage: Eukaryota; Ciliophora; Oligohymenophorea; Peniculida; Parameciidae. The transcript has a single exon. The record is from RefSeq and is a predicted model, not a curated record.
AUGUUUCUUGCUGAAAAUAGGUAUGUUGAAGGUUUGGAAAUGUUAGGGAAAGUAAAUGGUUAAUGCAAAUUUGAUAUUCACAUGGAGCAACCACUUAUAUGGUUAACUGAAAGGAAUCCCUAAUUUAGAUAUAUUAUGGGAAAAGUGAAGGAGCAAAGAAACUACACAUCGAUGGUACGAAAGAUGAUCCAAACAUUAAGAAAUUCUGGAAUCAUCGAUAAGUACAAGAAAAAGUUAAGAAUUGAAAGAAUGUUUAAAUCAACUACUUUGAGACUUGAAAUUAUAAGCUGCUAUUCAACUUUAUACAAAAGUAUAGUGUAUUGA